AUGCGAUAUCCUAUAGGACAUAACGAAAACCAUCCAUACAGCCAAAAUGCAGAGAUUGUAGAGCUGGAAGACUUUGCUGAUCGCAGACAGGACACAGUAAACUACAUACAGUCCCAGCGCCUUAGGAGCAAAAUACAGCAGGAGAUGCAGUAUCCCAUCCUCUCCCAUCUCCAAGACGGAUACUUUAAGACAGAAUUUUCUGUUAAGUCAGUCCUUCUCCUGUCAGCGCUUUUGGCGCUUUAUCUUCUAGUGUUUGCUCUAAAGAAAAUAAGCGCUUUGUUCGAUCAGCUAGACAUCUCCUAUUUUGUCUAUGCUCUCACAGGAGUGGUGAGUGGAAUGUACGUAGGCUCUUCGCUGCUCUUCAAAAAAAGAGUGAUUGUUUUUGAUCCUAGCAAUGAAUUUAGAGAGUAUGCGGGAAUGGCUGCACUUACUUCCAUUUUUAUAAUGAACUUAUCUGCUCCCAGAGGAAGUCUAUUGUUUUGCUUGUUCGACACUGCAUGCAUGCUGAGCAUUGCAUCAAUUUGGGCGUUUAAAAAUACUUUCCAGAAGUGUCCAGCAAAGGGAUAUUUUGUCAGGAAAGUAAUUUCAAUAAUCACGGGGUCUGUUCUAUUCUCGGGUGUGCUCAUUAGCUACAUAGGCACAUACCAUCUAGACACCAGCUGCACAGGGCUGCUCCUUAGCUCCUUGAUUCUCUCCUGCUAUGCCCUCUCUUCUUUCGUAGUGCAGUACACCAAAAUGACCUCCAUCGAAGAAAUCAUUACAUCUGACAUGGUAAAAAUACUUCUCCAGUCUAUUUUCUGGGUCUUUUUGGUCUUUUUGGAAUUUUGCUAUGCAUCUUCUGAGAAUAUUUCUGUCCGAAAAAUAAUAAUCAGUCCUACUCUUGGGCUUAUAACCGGGCUGUCUAUUGCAAAGCUCAUUAUAAAAAGCUGCGAAGCAGACGUUCUUUACUAUGCAACCGUUAAUAGGUACAAAAAGACAUCUCUUGUGCAAUAUGUGUACGAUUUAAUAUUCAAAAUAACCGUUGCUCUUCUGAUAAUCAGCGCAGUCCUUGUGUUCAUAUUUGACACUCGGUACCGCUUAAACAGCACAAUCUUUACUACUCUAAAAAAGACUUUCAGAGGCCUGAGAGUCCUAAAACAGUAA
This is a messenger RNA of Nematocida minor, 1143 nucleotides long. RefSeq lists its product as uncharacterized. NCBI's taxonomy places the organism in Eukaryota, Fungi, Microsporidia. The coding region runs from base 1 to 1143 and encodes 380 amino acids. The record is from RefSeq and is a predicted model, not a curated record. The transcript has a single exon.